UCGUUAUCAUCAGAACAAACUCUUUCUGUUUUUCAUUUUUUACAACACAAAAUACUAUUGUUAGUUUCGACUUUCUAGUUUUUAUCACAAGGUAUGAUCUCACAAUGAAAAGAAUACACAUUUUAGUACUGGAACUGUUUGUAAUUUCAGUAUUCAAGCCUUCGAUCGAGUUUCCGAAAAAUUCCUCCGGAGAACCGGGACCAGUCAUUCAACCCGCUGGAACUAUAGCGAAAAAUAAGACAACAGUAAAAAAAAUCGCCAGCGACAGUGCAAGUUCGGCGAAAAGUUUAGCCCUGGAAAUUGCGUCGUCUGCUACAACUGCGAAACCGGAAGCAAUCACAACUGCCGAUCCGCUGCCUUCUUCCAAGGACCAGAAGGAAGAUGUGGUGCAACGAAUACGUGAUCAAAUACUUCAGGAUAAAGGUCAGGACGACGAAUCAAUACAGCACAUACGUGAUAGUGAAUUUUUGAAUGCAUUCCACGAAGCGAUCGACAAAGAGAUUAUCGCGCCUAGCUUCAUUCAAACUUUGGCCUCGGUGUCCGAACCACUGGUGAUAACCAACUACACCCGAGAUACGCUGUUAAUAAAAUCGAUUCGAGAGGAUGCGAAUUUUACCUUCGGAAAUGGUGUAUUCUCGUGGAAAACAAUGGAGCACAAAAACAAAGAUCAGCACCUAAUCGUUGGAAUAAGUAACAGCAGUAUAAUAAUCUUGCAUGAAAAGAUGGGUGUGUUCUCGCUGCAGCAAGAAAUUCCGAUGGAAACGGUACCUUCCGCAUUCGAAAUUAUCACCGUGUGGGACAGUGCGGCGGAUGCUGCUGUAAGUGGUUUGAUUGUGGCAACCGAAAUGUCGCUGGUAUGGUACACGAUGAGGGAGAAAAGUAAUUUUGCCCUCAAAGAAGAAUGGCGAUGGCCGUUGCACAAAAUGACAACUCUGAUCAAGCGUUUUCACUACAAAGAUAUCGAUAUGAUCCUUCUGGUGGGGACGCAUCCCAACAAGGAACGUUCAAUCUCGGCGACGUUGUAUGAGUUUAACUUUGAACGUCAACAAUUUUGGUUGAUGCAGAAGCUGGUUUUGAACUUUCCGUGUCCUACCGUGGGUGUUGUGAACGUGGGCAGCGAGUUUUUAGUGGCCUUCCCUCAGAAUGAUACAGCCUUGAUUUACACACUGGAAGCGGGAAAGGAGUAUCGCGGAAAGUUUACUCUUUUAGCUAAUUUUACUUCAGAGAAAAUCAAUUCCGUUGGUGCUUUCCAAGUGGGGCGCUAUGCGUACAUUGCCAUCGGCGGUAAAUCACCACAAAUACUGCGCUACGCAAACGGAAACUUUACUUCGCAAAACAUCCCAACCGAAGCGUUGGAAACGGUAGAGUCAUACCUAGAGAUACCAACCAUGACUUACCGCGACGAUCUAAUAUUACUGGUGCAACAUAGAAUAGCUUUUUCCACGCACGAAAUACAACGUUUGGAUGUUUUGGUUUGGAAUGGGGAAUCGUUCGACAUCCGAAGCAACAUUCCCUGUUACGUAGAGGAAGAGUUGAUAAGUAAUGAGGUUUCCUGUUUGCUCGAUUUGCACAGACCGAAAGGCAUCGUCGGUUCGGCAAUUGUCCAACGGGAGAAGCAAAUGUUGAUGAUCGUGCCUCGCCAUCGGGCACAUUCCAGCUUGUUCAACAUACAAAUAGGAUUACUCUCGUCGGAACAUCCAAUUAAUCAAAAGGUUAAGGAAAUUCACGACACGGUUGAUGCUUUCACUAAAAUUCUUCAGUACCAGGAUAUUGUGAUUAGACAGGCACUUGAAUUGAUUUCGCAGGCUGGAACGACUGUCCAGUCACAGAUGCUGUUGGAAAAUUACACGAUGCAAAGUCUCCACGCAGAUGUAGUGUAUAUGGAUCCGGAUGUACGUUGGCCGAACGAUACGAUCUACAUCGGAGAUGUACCUUGGACCUAUGAAGAUUCAUUAGUUGACAUUCCAGCUUUGAUACAAGAAAUGGAGUACGAGGAAGCACAUCUGUUACGCUUGGAACAGGAGCUUGCUUAUGCGGUAAGGAAACACAACGAUAGUUUCACGUUGGAACUGGAGCAACCGUUGCGGGUGAAAGGACACGUGGAAGUUCAUGGAUCGUUGGUAACCGAUGACCUGUACGUUCAGCGACUGGAGAAAGAAUCGCCUACGACUCGUGCUACGCGGGCAAGUGAGCAACCAAUCAAGGAAUUACGCGUGCAGUAUCUUGAUGUGCGGCAUUUGAAUUUUAAAAACUUUAAUGGACACCCGGCAAGUGAAUUGGUUUUCAAUACUGGAAACAAGAUUGAGUUGAAUAGUAAGAUAAUCUUCGAAGAUACGGUUGUGGUGGGUGACGUUGUUUUGCCCAACGGUGGCACAGUAAACGGGAUUGAUUUGAGUGAGUCCGUGGUGCACUUUGGUGGCAAUGGUCGAAGCUGGAAUGAACUGAAGUUCGAAAGUCUAGAAGUGUCGGAUGAUGUUAUAGUCCAUGAUUCAAUAAACGGAGGAAAGCUAGAUGUGGGACAACUUCGAGAGGAAAGCUUUACACCGAAUGAUGUGUUGAAGGUGGAAAAAUUGAUACUGAAUGGUAGCUUGAACAUUCGUAACUUUAACGGUGUCCCGUGGGAUGAUUUCGUCGAACGAAUUGUGCUGAAAAACCGUCCGAAACGAAUAACCGAGCUGCGGGUCGAAGGUGACCUAAUUCUGGAGCAUCCUAACAUAACCGUUAGUCAUUUGAAUGGAUUAGCUUUCCCUGAUGACUUUUUAUUGUCAAAUGGACCCAAGACAUCGGUCAUUACCGGGCAUAAGCGAUUUAUGAGUACAGCCUUUGCCAAUACUUUGGACGUUGCUGAAACAGUGAAUGGAAUUGAUCUGAAGGAUAUCAUCACUCUGCACGACGAUCAACACAUACCAGGAAACGUAACAUUUGAGGAACUACACGUUACCGAGAAGUUGGAAGUACACGGAGCUAUUCAUGGAGAAGAAAUCGAUCAACUGCUCAAUAAUCCGACAUUGCUGCAGGCAAAAAUUAUCAAAGCGGCAUGUCAUUUUGGAGAGUUACACGUUGACGGUCCGGUGAUAAUCCGUGACACGUUGAAUGGAGCCAAUGUUGAUGCAUUGCUUGGGGAUGUUGUCUACGAUACAGAACGGACGGUGGAAAUUCUCGGUCAAAAGCGUUUCAAAUCGGUAGAGUUCCAUGAUCGUGUUACCAUCGAGUCCGGGCUGGUAAAUGACAUUAAACUAGAAGAAUUCCUUACACGCAGUACGGAGCAAACCCUGGAUGUUAAGGAGAUUAAGGGUAACGUUUCUAUAGAUCGAUUAACGCUGGGUGGUCUUAUCGAUGGGUUGAAUGUCACCGAGCUAGAUAUGAACUCGAUAAAGCUGUACGGUGAUCAAUACACUGAAGCUACCCUGAUAUUCGAGAUUCCCCCCGGAGAUACUGGUCCCGAUAUUGAGGUGAACGAGUUGCGAAUCGAGAAGCAGUUGAGCACUAAGAGCGGAUAUUUGAAAAUAGAUCAAGAGGAGCUAAUUGUGGCUGGAGAUGUUACCGUGAAUAGUUUGAGCGUUGAUAGUCUGCAUCUCAUCUCAUCUUCGAUUGAUGGCCCAAGCAAGACGAUCAGCGAUGUUCAUUUGCCAACUUUCGACAGUUUGCGAUUCAGUUUGACGCGAUCGCAGGAAAUCGAUGCCCCGGUGUACGUUGAUAAGUUAAUUGUUAAGAAGACGGCCGAAGUUUUGUUUGCUAACGGGAAUGACCUCAGUCAGCUUAGAACCAUAGAGGAUCAGAUAGCCGAUGUGAAAAAUCAAUUGUUAAUGGGCAAACUUCAGGUCGAAAAUCUCUACGUGGGUGGGGAUCUGCAGGUGAAAAUGCUAAACGAUAUCGAUUUUGAUGAGCUGCUGCAGAAAGUGAUUUGGUUGAAUCGACCAAACUACAUACGAGGGACCGUUCACUUCUUGGAUCCAUUGUAUAUCCGUGGCAAUCUAACGGUUGACGGAUUGAUCAACGGUGUCGAGUUUGACGAAUUUGUUAAAGAUUUAGCACUAAAAUCCGAUGAGGUUGUGGAGUUUUACGAACCUAUAAUAUUUCGAAAUGGAUUUCACGUCAAUGGUAAUUUCGAUACGGAUCGAAUAAAUGACAUCGGUAUUGAUGAGUUGAUACUGAAGAAUCAAACCGUCCACAUACCGGGAGAUUUAACAAUUCACGGUCGGUUGUUUGUUGACCAUUUGCUGAUUGAGGAUAGUUUUAAUGGUGAACCGAUUCAGAAGUUGGUAGAUCGUUAUCAGUAUGACGCGUCUCGCGACGUUCACGUGAUUAAGGGGGACUUGAUUUUGAAUGUUACCACCAUUGACUCGCUACAUAUUAAAGAAGGAUUUAAUGAUAUUCCGAAUCUGGACCUUCACCUGGCUUCGUUGAUUCGAAAAGAUCAGGAUUAUAACUUUACCGGUCCUAUUGUGUUUAGCGAUGAGGUUACUUUCGAGCAUGGACUCACAAUACAUACCUACAAUGGGGUGGACAUCUCUCAACUGCAGCAUGAUAUUGUACGUAUUAACGAAGAGGCUCCAGUGGAGCUGUCAGCUGGGGUUGUGUUUGAUGCGCCGGUGGACAUCGAAACGCUUAUAGUGGAAGGCGAUAUGCUUGCACCAAGCAUAGACGGAUUGAAUCCAGAUCGAUUGCCUGAAACGUCGGUGAUGAUCAAUGAGGAUUUAGAAAUAUUUGGGAAAGUAAUUUUUGCUCCAGGAACAUUCCAAACUGAGCACCUCGAUGUACAGACCAUCAACGAGUUGCCCAUGGACCAAAUUAUCACACUGCACACUGAUCAGGUAUUGAAUACUACCCUCUACAUCGACGAAAUGACGAUCACUCAACCGCUGGAUGUUGACGGAACAGUCAACGGGUACUACUUUCCCCAUGAAAGAGCAAACACCGUUAUGACAUACGGAACUCAGCACAUCCGAAUUCCAACCAUCUUCAACUCGAUCCGAGUGCUCAAAUCGCUGACUCUGCCGUCGACCAUCAACGGCAAUCCUUUCGAUCCUAUCCUGAUAGGCCCAAAUAUGGUAAUCGAAUCUCCCGUUCAUUUUCAUCAUCUGAUCGUUGAUAAUCUCGAAACGCGAGACAUGAUUUCCGGGGUGGAUUUCGAUCGGUGGUAUCAGGACAGCCUUUGGACUGCCGGUCGCGAUCAUCAAGUGAUCGAAGGCAAGGUAAGCACCGAGGACUUCCGUGUCGAAGGCGGCCGCGUUGAUGGCAACGGAAUGAUCAACGGGGUAAACAUACGAGAAUUAGUUCAGCAAAUCGAAGUUACAGAACAGGCUAACAAUGAACGACUGCAUGAGUAUCGGUCGCAGUUUCGCACCCUGUGCAAGUCAACGCAAGAUUUGGUAGGCAAAUCACAAAACCGAUCAUACUCCUUCAAGUAUUUCACCCAACGUCAAGUGAUCAGUUUACCGCAACAAAUAAAGUCGUUCCACUUUUUCGAUCAUCUCGGGUACCAUUUCUUAGCAGUAAAUAGCGAUUGUGAAACACAUUUGUACCAAUGGGACGCCAUUGAAAAGGUGUUCGCCCCCCUGCUAGUGGCACACACCGGAGUUGUUGAGCAGUGGGAAACUGUAAUCGAUAACGAUCGAGCAGUCUUUCUUUUGACUAGAUCUUCUGGAGGAUACUGCCAAUGCAAUGUUUCAGGAGUAAAUGUAUGGCUGUUUACCGGCAUACAACUCCAACUCAUGUGGCACACCAACGAACCUUUCUCGGCACUCAGUUCAAUGGCAGAAAAGCACGAUAGUUUUUUUGCGCUGAAUGAAAAUGCUGUCAUCGAAUUCAGAAUCGAUGGAAGCUUUAUCGAACAGUGGGAACUUCCAACGAGUCAGGUUGGAUACAGAUUCGUUCCAAGUAAUAUAGGAUUAGGAUUAGCUUUGAGCGAUGGUCAUCUGUUGGUGUUACUAACAAAUGUCAACAAUACCGAAGAGGUGGUUCGAACUAAGCGAAACAGUAAUGAAACCGUGGAAAUGGGUCUGUUCGCUACCCAAGCUAUGUAUGAUCGUCUGCACAGGAACUACACAUACGAUCAUUUUCGCACACCAGCCGUCCAAGCGGUAACGUUCACUGAUAACAUUAGACCGGGCGUGCGAACAGCGCAACCGCAGGUCAAACAAAUCAACGGUACAAUCGUUACCAUUGACAAAUUGAACCCCGCUAACCUGUCGCUAAAAGAUUCCCUUGUAGAAGCCUCCACGCUAGUGGAAGCUACUGUUUCCAAAGAAAUGCCACUGGGUGGCAUCUUUACUAUUAUAAAUCACAAUUUUCCCACGAAACUUAACGGUGACAUAAUCGGCUUUCGAGUUGGAAAAGUCAAUAACAAGCAACAUCUAGUGGCAGUCUCCACCAUGGUGGAUACCAUUGUUCGAGGUAACCAUGAUGCCAUAAAAAUAUAUACCAACAUCCAACUCGGGCAGCUCUAUCAGAUUCUUCCGUGCCAUCGCCCGUCCCACCUGACCGCACUGGAGCUGCGAGAUGAAACCAUAUUGGCCUUUCUGGAAUCACGUCAGACUGUACAGAUUUAUAACUACCGCGAAAUGGAGGGCUUCGUACAUUCCGGCAGCUUCCGGUUGACAGUACCGGUUGUUCAGAUGACCGGAGUUGCCGUACCGCAGCCAUCGCGGUAUCUGUGCCGAAAGCACUAUCUAGCUAUUGCUACUCAGCAACAGGAGCUGAUAUUUUUGAAGGCCAAAACGCAAGGAAAUUGCGGACUCACCGUCGAGCUGGUCUGUGACGACGAGGAUUAGGGUAAGCAUUUUUUUGUUAGAAUGUAGAGAUACAAUGUAAACUGUAUUGUAUUGUAGUUAGUGUAGCUUGUAGUAGCAUGAGAAUUUUUUAUACCGGUUAUAUUUUGUUCACUAAUCAUUAUUUACAAGUAGAUGUAUGCAACUUA
Molecule: messenger RNA, 6919 nt
Organism: Wyeomyia smithii (pitcher-plant mosquito)
Lineage: Eukaryota; Metazoa; Arthropoda; Insecta; Diptera; Culicidae
Gene: fs(1)N
Exons: 6
Coding region: 105-6773 (2222 amino acids)
Cellular component (GO): cell surface
Molecular function (GO): heparin binding
Source: RefSeq, a predicted model, not a curated record